AGGCCAUGGAUGAAGAUGGACUUGAAUUGCAGCCUCAAGAUCCAAACUCAUUUUUUGAUACAGGAGCCGAUGCAACACACAUGGAUGAUGAUCAGAUUGUUGUGGAAGUGCAAGAGACUGUUUUUAUCUCAGCUUUUGUGGAUUCAGAUAUAACUGUGCAUAACUUUGCUCCUGAUGACCCAGAUUCAGUUGUGAUCCAAGAUGUUAUUGAGGACGUUGUGAUAGAAGAUGUUCAAUGCCCAGAUAUCAUGGAAGAAGCGGAUGUAUCUGAAACCGUCAUCAUUCCUGAGCAAGUGCUGGACUCAGAUGUAACUGAAGAAGUUUCUUUAGCACAUUGCACGGUCCCAGAUGAUGUUUUAGCUUCCGAUAUUACGUCGGCAUCAAUGUCUAUACCAGAACACGUCUUGACAAGUGAAUCUAUUCACGUGUCUGAUGUUGGGCACGUGGAGCAUGUGGUUCAUGAUAGUGUAGUGGAAGCAGAAAUUGUCACUGAUCCCUUGACAAGUGAUGUAGUUUCAGAAGAAGUGUUGGUAGCAGAUUGUGCCUCUGAAGCCGUCAUAGAUGCCAAUGGGAUCCCAGUGGACCAACAAGACGAUGACAAAAGCAACUGUGAAGACUAUCUUAUGAUUUCCUUGGAUGAUGCUGGCAAAAUAGAACAUGACGGUUCUUCUGAAAUGACUAUGGACACAGAGUCAGAAAUUGAUCCUUGUAAAGUAGAUGGCACUUGCCCUGAAGUCAUCAAGGUAUACAUUUUUAAAGCUGACCCUGGAGAGGAUGACUUAGGUGGUACCGUGGACAUAGUGGAGAGUGAACCUGAGAAUGAUCACGGAGUUGAGUUGCUUGAUCAGAAUAACAGUAUUCGUGUACCAAGAGAAAAGAUGGUUUAUAUGACUGUUAAUGACUCUCAGCAAGAAGAUGAAGAUUUAAAUGUUGCUGAAAUCGCAGAUGAGGUGUAUAUGGAAGUGAUCGUAGGUGAAGAAGAUGCGACUGCAGCUGCUGCUGCCGCCGCCGCACAUGAACAGCAAAUAGAUGACAACGAAAUCAAAACUUUCAUGCCAAUUGCAUGGGCAGCAGCUUAUGGUAAUAAUACUGAUGGAAUUGAAAACCGGAAUGGCACUGCAAGUGCCCUCUUGCACAUAGAUGAGUCUGCUGGGCUUGGCAGACUGGCUAAACAAAAACCAAAGAAAAGGAGAAGACCUGAUUCCAGGCAGUACCAAACAGCAAUAAUUAUUGGCCCUGAUGGACAUCCCUUGACUGUCUAUCCUUGUAUGAUCUGUGGGAAAAAGUUUAAGUCGAGAGGUUUUCUGAAGAGACACAUGAAAAACCAUCCUGAACACCUUGCUAAGAAGAAGUACCGUUGUACUGACUGCGAUUACACUACCAACAAGAAGAUAAGUUUACAUAACCACCUGGAGAGCCACAAACUAACCAGCAAGGCAGAAAAGGCUAUUGAAUGCGAUGAGUGUGGGAAGCAUUUCUCUCACGCUGGCGCUUUGUUUACUCACAAAAUGGUGCAUAAGGAAAAAGGAGCCAACAAAAUGCACAAGUGUAAAUUCUGUGACUAUGAAACAGCUGAACAAGGGUUACUGAAUCGCCACCUUUUGGCAGUCCACAGCAAGAACUUUCCUCAUAUCUGUGUUGAAUGCGGUAAAGGUUUCCGUCACCCUUCAGAGCUCAAAAAGCACAUGCGAAUCCAUACUGGAGAGAAGCCAUACCAGUGCCAGUACUGCGAGUAUAGGUCUGCAGACUCUUCUAACUUGAAAACGCAUGUCAAAACUAAGCAUAGUAAAGAAAUGCCGUUCAAGUGUGACAUUUGUCUUCUGACUUUCUCAGAUACCAAAGAGGUGCAGCAACAUGCUCUUAUCCAUCAAGAAAGCAAAACACAUCAGUGUUUGCACUGUGACCACAAGAGUUCAAACUCAAGCGAUUUAAAACGACACAUAAUUUCAGUUCACACCAAGGACUACCCUCAUAAGUGUGACAUGUGUGAUAAAGGCUUUCAUAGGCCUUCAGAACUCAAGAAACACGUAGCUGCCCACAAGGGUAAAAAAAUGCAUCAGUGUAGACAUUGUGACUUUAAGAUUGCCGAUCCUUUUGUUCUAAGUCGCCAUAUUCUAUCUGUUCACACAAAAGAUCUGCUGUUUAGGUGUAAGAGAUGUAGAAAGGGAUUUAGGCAGCAGAAUGAGCUUAAAAAGCAUAUGAAAACACACAGUGGCAGGAAAGUGUACCAGUGUGAGUACUGCGAGUAUAGCACUACAGAUGCCUCCGGCUUUAAACGACAUGUUAUUUCUAUUCAUACAAAGGACUAUCCCCACCGCUGUGAGUACUGCAAGAAAGGGUUCCGAAGACCAUCCGAGAAGAACCAGCACAUCAUGCGACAUCAUAAAGAAGUUGGCCUGCCCUAAUGCCAUACUUCUACAGACGUUUGUAGAGAUUGGCCUUGAAACUAAAUCAUUUUAAAGCCAGUCUUGUUCACAUACAAUACUGUAUAUUGAUUUAUGCUGUGUACAAAUAGAAUUAUUACUUCUAGUUGACUUUUUUUUUUUACAUUUUGUUCAGUAGUGUGUUCUGAAUUCUAUUCAGUUUGUUUAAUAAAUGGGGGAAAGCAGAAACAAGCAAGUUGC
Suncus etruscus (white-toothed pygmy shrew) is the source of this 2624-nucleotide messenger RNA. RefSeq names its product zinc finger X-chromosomal protein-like. The record is from RefSeq and is a predicted model, not a curated record. The transcript has a single exon. Gene Ontology annotation, cellular component: nucleus. Gene Ontology annotation, biological process: regulation of transcription by RNA polymerase II. The coding region runs from base 6 to 2405 and encodes 799 amino acids. NCBI's taxonomy places the organism in Eukaryota, Metazoa, Chordata, Mammalia, Eulipotyphla, Soricidae. Gene Ontology annotation, molecular function: RNA polymerase II transcription regulatory region sequence-specific DNA binding; metal ion binding; DNA-binding transcription factor activity, RNA polymerase II-specific.